AUGGCUCAAGUAGUAAGCCCUGCCAAUUUGGAAGUCUAUAUAAAUAGUACAAGGAAGAUAAAGAAUGGAGUUGCCGUCAUUUGCAACAAAAAAUCAAAUUUGGACAAAUUCAAAAACGUUCUACAAACCCAGUUUGGAGACGAAUACGUUGUCGAUGAGGCCAAAAAACGUAAACCACGCAUUCGUGUGAAGAAUGUUGAAAUAACAGAGGAUCUAAACAGUGACGAUCAAAUAAUAGGUAGCCUAUUUUGUCAAAACAACUUGGAUACCUUCAAUUCUUCGGAUAUAAAAGUGAUCACCAAAUUAAAAAUGCGGAAUGGCUGUGACCUCAUCUUAGAGGUUUCUCCGGAGGUCCGGAAAAAAGUAAUGGUGCAAGAAUACGUCUAUAUCGGUUGGAAGAGAUGUGCAGUUACCGAUCAUCUUCAAAUUGUGCAAUGCUAUAAGUGCUCAGUGUUUGGUCAUACUGAUAAGCAGUGCAGAUCUGCAUUUGCUAGGUGCCCUUCUUGUUCCGGAAAUCAUUGCUUAAAAGAAUGUAAAUCUGCAAAUAUUAUAAUUAAUUAA
Molecule: messenger RNA, 561 nt
Organism: Acanthoscelides obtectus
Lineage: Eukaryota; Metazoa; Arthropoda; Insecta; Coleoptera; Chrysomelidae
Source: the annotation of a GenBank genome assembly